Molecule: messenger RNA, 1214 nt
Organism: Hyalella azteca
Lineage: Eukaryota; Metazoa; Arthropoda; Malacostraca; Amphipoda; Hyalellidae
Product: THUMP domain-containing protein 1-like
Exons: 3
Coding region: 124-1107 (327 amino acids)
Biological process (GO): tRNA modification
Molecular function (GO): RNA binding
Source: RefSeq, a predicted model, not a curated record
UAGAUAAUAUUGAGAAAAUAAUUCAUAUUUUCUGAAUUUUAUUCUUCUUGAUUUGUUCUUUUACUCUCCUGACUCCAGAAAUAAUAAUUGAUUUCAAUAAACUGUUACAUAAAUCUCUCAAAUAUGGGAAAGUUCUCAAAAAGGAAGAAGAGUUUUUAUUUGCCACCAAACAAGAAGCAGCGUUUAGAUACCAUCAUAGGCAGCGUGGGGUACUUGGCUACAUGCAACACACACGAGGAUGUCUGUGUCAAAGAAGGCUACUCGUUGCUCAACUGCUUCGCUGACAAGUUGUACGGGCCAGAACAGAUUGCUGGCAGUGAAGCUCCCGAGGCAGAUGAAGUACAGGAUGCUGAAGUUUCCGAUACCGAGGAAGAUGCUGAUGCCGCUUUACAGAAAGAAGUCGCCAGAUUGCAAACUGCAUCACAGUCUGUAAACCAGAAGGGUAAUGCAGUACAACGCCGUUUUCAGUCAAUUCGUUGUGGUGCUGCAAACAACGUUUUCUUCCGCACCACAUUAGCCGAUCCUUUACCUACCCUACUCGCCGCCAUGGACGACAUCCUACAGACCAAAUUGGCACGCACGAAGCAUCUUAUCCGAUUGCUGCCGGUGCAUGCGGUAUGUAAGGCGUAUCUUGACAAGAUAGAAAAAGCUCUCGCUGCUCUCUGUACUGAAAAGUUUGACGGUUCACAGAAAAGCUUCUAUGCGGUAAUCAAAGUGAUGAGCAAUAGUGCCGUCAAGAAAGAAGAAGUACUGAGCGUUGUUCUGAAAGUCAUGGAAGAAAAUGCACCGCAAUGUAAGCCAGUCUUGACAAAAGAUGCUGAGGUUGCCUUAGUUGUAAGCAUCAUCGUCACCAACUGUUAUAUCGGCAUAGCUCCAUCAUACUUGGGAGUUUACAAGAAGUAUAACUUGAACGAGUUGGCUGCUCCUGCCAGUGCAGAUGUUCCUGGCAAUACUUCGAUAAAUGAUCCGGUGCAGAAGGACACCUCUGAUAAGGUCGUCGAGCAGGAGGGAUGCGUGGAGGGCGCAGAAGACUCCGCUCACGCUGGCAAUGAAAGCGAAAAAGCGAAUGCAGAAAAAGACGAUAGCAAGACAGUGGCAGAUGAAUGAUGAAUGUGAGAACCUCAUCAUUAACUCUCAUGGCAAUCUUCGUUUCUCAGUGUUAGCGAUCUCAUGUAUGACAUAUAUAUAGUGUCAAAGAAACAGAAUUAAACUUC